AUGCUGCAGCAGCAGGUGGACGACGUGAAGCGCCUGUGGGCCAAUAAGCGGCAGCUGGCCCACCAGGGCCUGAACCUGGCCAUGGUGGUGCUGACCGCGCUCAUGAUCUGGAAGGGGCUCAUGGUCUACACGCAGAGCGAGUCGCCUGUCGUCGUCGUGCUCAGUGGCAGUAUGGAGCCGGCCUUCCAACGCGGCGACAUCCUGUACCUGGACAACACGAAGCCGCAGCUUGAGAUUGGAGACAUCGUCGUGUACAAGGUCAAGGGUCGAGAUAUCCCCAUCGUGCAUCGAGUGCUGGAACUGCACGAACGGGCGGAAGAUGGAUAUCAGGUCUACCUCACGAAGGGUGACAACAACAACGUGGACGAUCGUGGACUAUAUGCGUACGGCCAGUCAUGGCUUGAGCGCGAGGACAUUGUGGGCACCGCAAGAGCAUCGGUCCCGUACGCUGGCAUGCUGACUAUUUUGCUGAACGAUUACCCCGUGCUCAAGUACCUGUUGGUAGGUGGGAUGGCAGUGCUGGUUUUCACCCAAAGAGAGUGA
Messenger RNA from Phytophthora infestans T30-4, 543 nucleotides. Its product is annotated as signal peptidase complex catalytic subunit SEC11A, putative. The coding region runs from base 1 to 543 and encodes 180 amino acids. Gene Ontology annotation, cellular component: membrane; signal peptidase complex. The record is from RefSeq and is a predicted model, not a curated record. The transcript is spliced from 5 exons. Lineage: Eukaryota; Oomycota; Peronosporomycetes; Peronosporales; Peronosporaceae. Gene Ontology annotation, molecular function: serine-type endopeptidase activity.